Molecule: messenger RNA, 5870 nt
Organism: Galendromus occidentalis (western predatory mite)
Lineage: Eukaryota; Metazoa; Arthropoda; Arachnida; Mesostigmata; Phytoseiidae
Product: SH3 and multiple ankyrin repeat domains protein 3
Exons: 25
Coding region: 1-5421 (1806 amino acids)
Cellular component (GO): postsynaptic membrane; postsynaptic density; dendritic spine
Molecular function (GO): synaptic receptor adaptor activity; ionotropic glutamate receptor binding
Source: RefSeq, a predicted model, not a curated record
AUGAGUGCGGAUGCUCAGGAUCGGAGCGACCGAGGUGCAUUCGGUCUUCCUUCUGGACUGCUUCCACUACCGCCACCGUCGGCAGAUGUUUCCACCGCUGGCGAGAUUCAGAACGAUGAGGACCACAUUCCACUCCAGAUAUUCGUUCCUGAGCUCGUCCUGCAAAAAUGCUUCAACGUCAAGCGUGACGAACUUAUUUGGAAUAUAAAACAAACAAUUCUGUCAUCUUUGCCGAAAGAGCUGAAGGAAAGUUUCAAUUAUGGCUUAUACUGCCCACCCGUCAAUGGAAAAUCGGGAAAGUUCCUCGAUGAAGAGCGUCCCAUUAGCGACUAUCCUCUCAUGGACCCGGUUGCGUAUCUGGAGCUUCGCUAUAAACGCAGAGUGUACCGUAUGGUGAACGUCGACGAGAAGCACAUAAAGCAGCUCCACACUCGGUCGAACCUGCGGCGUCUUCUCGACAACGUGGCCAAUGGAACUGUGGAGAAAGUUAACAAACUCUGCACGCGCGGAUUGGAUCCUAACUUCCAUGAUCCGGAUUCUGGCGAAACUCCACUCACUCUCUCAGCAACCUUGAAAUCACCGAGCAAAAUGAUCAUUGCGCUCGUCAACGGCGGAGCCCUGGUAGAUUUCCGCACCAAGGAUGGCCGUACGGCAUUACACCGAGCUGUCGAAAGGAACAACCUCGAAGCUCUGAAAACUUUGCUGGACUUAGGAGCCUCGCCCAACUACCGAGAUGCCAAAGGCCUCACAUCAUUGUACUACACAAUAAUUCACGGGGCCGAUGUACAGUUGACUGAAAUGCUUCUUCAUGAUCACGCUGCGACGGGUGCUCAAGAUCCCCAAGGCUGGCAGGAAGUACAUCAGGCUUGUAAACAUGGUUUGGCGAACCAUCUUGAUCAAUUGCUCUACUAUGGCGCCAGCAUCGAUGCUCGGAACGCAUCAGGGAAUACGCCUCUCCAUGUAUGCGCCGUGAACGAUCGGGAAGAUUGCUUGAAAAUUCUGCUUAAGAGGGGUGCUGAUGCCAUGGCGCUCAACUACGCCAACCAAACGCCCUAUCAGGUCGCUGUAAUUGCUGGAAAUCAUAAGCUUGCCGAAAUGAUCCAAAACCAUAAACCAGGCAACGUGGAACCGUUUGAUGAGCCGCCCAGCUAUAACCCUCGACGCCGGGUGUCUUCGGUUGGAGCGGUGCUCUCGUCAACGGUCUCCGAUAGUCGGCUUUGUUCUGGCGCUGCUUCGCGUGAAACAUCAGCGGUUCCAAACAGCUCUUGUGGACGACCCCCGUCUCGGAGCCCUUCAAACCGGUCACUACCUGCUCUGUCCAGUGAUACGCUAUCGUCGAACUCCGAACCCUCAACCUUCCAAGAUGAACUUGGCUUAGAACGACCCCUAAGCGAAGCGAUCCGGAAUUCAGAAAGGGAUCCCGUUCAAAGCAAUGUCCUCGCGGCUGGCAGUAUCUGCAUCGCCCAGCAGAACUACGUCGCACAGUCGAAGCAACAAUUGAGUCUCCACUCUGGAGACACAGUUGAAGUUCUUCGUGUGAUCGACUCCGUGAUGCUGGAGGGCCGCAACCGGGAUACGGGCCAGUGUGGACUUUUCCCUUCAGUCUGCGUGGCUCUCGCCGGCGCUAAUCCAGAGGGUCAUCUCUUCUCAAGGGGGAGACCCACGAGAAGCAAACUUUUUACAGAACCGCGAACCGUGGUUCUCCACAAGAACAAGAAAGGCUUUGGAUUCAUUCUCAGGGGAGCCAGAGACCGCAAAACUUUCAAAGAGAUCAACGACAAUGGGCCUUCCCUGCAAUAUCUCGACGACAUCGACAAAGGCGGAGUGGCGGAUAUGGCCGGACUGAAAAAAGGAGACUAUUUGCUCGAGAUCAACGGACAAGAUGUUUCACAAGCAUCUCACGAAACGGUAGUCAAUAUCAUAAGACAGAGUGGGGACUUGGUCGCUAUGACCGUCGUCGCAGCGAUCACAGCAGGCGAUUCGCAGGCGAAUUACCGACAGUGCACUACGCUACCAAGCAAGCUUUCCAAAAAAGGUCGAUCGAUUUCAGCGCCAGCGCCCCCGAAACGGGACCCGAAGACCACGCUGACUCUGGGGCCGAAAUCCGGCGGUGGACAGAUUGAUCAUGAUGUUGGUCACGGUCUGGGCUUGGGACCCGGAAACGGAAUCGGCCACAUCCUUGAGUACAAUUCAUCCACGCCGUCGUCGUUCCAGCAGCAGCAGCAGCAAGAUCUGCUGCAGAAAUACGUGACGGAACAGUCUCAUUUCGACGACGAAAGAAUGUGUAUUUCCACAAUCGAAGAUUCCAACAAGCUUGCUUCGAUUCGAUCCCGACCAUCGUCUCGGAGAUUGACUGGCGCCGAACUCGAGGAAUUCUUCACAAAGCAAAGCCAACAAAAUUUACUCAAGCACAAGCAGAACCAGCCCCAACAAGUACUGAUUGAUGACAAUGAUGCAAUGAGGAAAUGUGCCACGAUAGCACGUUUCCCGAGAUCGGGCGAAAUCAAACCAGCCAGCGCAGAAGAGGAGGAGGCCCUCAAAGCGCUCCACAGGAAUUUCGCUAGCGUACCUGAUCUCAACAAAGAAGGCGAAAACUCUAAAUCUCGAAGCGCCAGUGGCGACAAUCUCAAACAAGAACUCCAACAAGGUGAUAUCGUUUACUCGAGAAGCAGCAAGGCGAUCAAAAGGGAUGACAAACGAAUUUAUGCGGAAACCCUGCCCCUCGGUAAGAAGAACCUCCCGGGCGCGGGUCCUCCACCCACGCAUCCGCCCCCGCCUCCGCCAGGUCAGCAACAAUCGGCACAGCAGCAAUCUGGUGCGUCGAAAGCCGACUACGCCGGAUACCCGGACGUCAAUUCGGAAUCGCUAGCUCUAGGGGGAGUACACAUGUCCAGUUUCCGACCCGGAGACUCAGCGAAAUUAUAUGCGAGUCCUGAGUCCGUCAUGUCCUCGGUCGGCUAUAGGCCGUCGUCUGGUCAGACUUCAGGAGCAGCGUCAAAUGCCAAUCGCUCGCAGUCGGUCCCCCCUCCCAGGAAUCGCAAGGAUCAAUCGGCAGCGUACAAGAUGCAGGUCACUGCAGGAAUGGGCAGCGGGAACCGAGCCGAUGAGUGUGUCCUUCCUGAAGACGCAAGUACUCCGCCUCUCCCGCCUCCGCCUUCUGAAAGCCUUCAACUUCAUCGAUCUUCACAUCAUGCAGCUCAUCAUCAGCCCUACAUUCCUGAUCCCGAUUACAAUAGCUCGGACGAUGACACGCCCAAGCAAGGUAUGAGGAGUCCAUCAGACCUUCCACUUCCUCCCCCUCCCCCAUUACCUGGACAAGAAGGAGGGGGUGUUCAGGGUCAGAUAAAACCUCCUGUGCGAUCGAGCUCUAUCCUAGAGCAACCUUUGCCGAAACCCCCGCUCGGCAAAGCGUCCGCCAAUCAGCUUAACGCUAGCGCUACCGGAGUUCAAAUAAAACGCCAAGGCGACAAACUAGUCCUCGAGCAGUUAGUAGGCGAAAACAAUGAGCACCAAGGAGUUCCAACCCAGUCUGUGAUGCGAUGCAGCACAGCCACCGCUGGCCAGAUGCAGGCUGCCGCUUUGGCUCUCUCGGGUCAUCUGCCCACGGGUCAGAGUCCAGGUCAGAGGCCUAUGAGCCACGAUGACUCGUCACUGAUCGAGAAGAAAUUGAUCGAGCAGCGAAGAGCCCAAGUCAUUCAUCAGCACAUCCUCGCUCAACAACAAAAUCAGCAGCAACAACAAAUGGCAGCAGCUGGACGCUCCGCGGGAAUAACUGGCGGCGCCGGAUCAACGCCGAGCGAGGAGUUGUUGAAACGAUUGAAUCAGAGUUAUGUUGUUCAACGAGGUCAAGGUGCUGACGAAGCAAGCCAACGCCAACAGCAACUGAGUACGCUCCAGCGCCAGCAGCAUCAGCAACAGGAGCAACAACAAAUGGCACAGCGCAGGAGCCAAAGCGCCACGCGUGCUGGCGAGGCGAACAAUAACAACAGCGCGAACAACAACCUCACUCAACAGCAGCUCUAUCUCCUGCAACAGCGUCAAUUACAGCAGCAGCAGCAACAGCAGCAACAGCAACAACAACAAACAACGCUGCCGAUGACCAAGCAUAGCGGUCAGGUGUUGAAUGCUCAACAACAAGCCGCUCUCCAUCAGCAGCAAAUCUAUCAGCAGCAUUUACAGCGUCAACGCGAGUUGCAGCUGCACAACCAAGGUCAACAGUACAACAGCCAGCAAAACCACCAACAGCAACAGCAGCAGCAGCAGCAGCAACAACAACAACAACAACAACAACAAGCUGGCCAGCAAAACAUUCCCAAGAAAACUCUCAAGAUUAGGUUGGAUCAAAAAGUGCAAGCAACGCGACGAUCCCAAGAUCGUUGCAGCUCCCUAGAUAGGAAUAGCGCUCUCCAGAGAUCCCUCGACUCUACGACGGACUGCUCGGGGCUACGCAAAAGCAUCGAUGAAAGCUUACAAUUCAUCCGUAUGCAGGUGGAUAGUUUGGGUUUAGCAGCUGUCUCGGAGGUAGAUGUUCUACCCGAAGUAGUUCCUCCCCCACCAGAAUUCACAGCCGCACAGGCGGGCCAACGAGGCGGAUCCCAAUGCCCUCCGCCGCCACAAUUCAGCGACCAUCUGCAUCACGCAGCGCGGACGACGAUUCCCCAACUAACCCCGCAGCAACAUGCUCAAUUAACCCCUCAGCAACAAGCAGCGUAUCAGGCCGCUUUGCUGCAGCAACAACAGCGCCAACAACUUCAACAACAGAGACAACAACUCCAACAGCAUCAUCCAGGUCGAGCUUCUCCAGAUCUCCGUCAGCAGUAUGCCCAGCAAAUGGCCCAGCAACAAGCUGCCUAUGAGGCAUACGCUAAGCGAUUGCAACAAAAUGGCUGCAGCACGCUACCCUCAGGCUUCACAGGAGGAGGCACCCUUAGGGUUGUGCGCCAGAAUCAAGGAUGGGAAAACCAACAGCUUGACGCGCGCCAACAAUUCGGGACGAUUGGAGGCCGUAUGGGAGGUCAUGUGCAACAUUCGCAGCAGCAACAAUCGCGCCUGCAGCAGCAGUAUCAACAAUAUCAGCUCCAGAAGCAGCAGCAGGCAGCUCAUCAACAGCAACAGCAUCAGCAGCAGCAGCAUCAGGCAGCUCAUCAACAACAAGGCGUAUUGCAAGUGGAGAGGCACGACCUCGCUAGGCUUAGAACGGUUCAGAGAGAAUUCCGACAGAAAUCGCUUGACCAGUGGACCCAGCGGGAUGUUGCUGACUGGUUGGAGUCUUUGUUCCUCCAGGAGUAUAGGACAAACUUCCAAGGAAUCAACGGAGCCAAACUGUUACAAAUGAAUCAGAAUGACUUUAUAACUCUUGGGGUGAAGCAGGUGGGACACCGAGUGAACAUGGAGCGAUCUCUGAAGAGAUAUAUGAAAUGAGUGAUCGAGAUGAGUGACCGAUGAAUACUCGAUUUUUCCCGGGGUCCGAACUUGGAAAUCAACGCAGUUGAUCUCACGUGAGAAACUUUCGUGGAUCUCGGAAAUCCUUGUACUCUGAAUAAGCGAAAAGUUCCUCGAUGAGUUCCCCAAUUGUAACUAUUCAAAAGAACUUCCAUCGUGACAAAGUCUUGAACCCAUGGCAGGGAAGGAUCCCUGCAAGCGCUGAUUAAGCGGGUGCAAUAUUAUGCAUUUUGCGACGGCCGAUUUUCCGAUGGUUCCCGUCAGGACCCAGUUGGAGUAUCCGGAAGAAUGUGCACCUUGCGAUUCUUCCACCGAGAGAAAAACUACGGCAGACUCCUACUGAUCUCCUUCUUCUUCGUCGAGGGGCGGCAACGAAUCUGAAAAGGCGGCAGAACUCUAUUCAAUAAGAAUCCAUGACAGAUGUUCCC